Equus caballus (horse) is the source of this 3446-nucleotide messenger RNA. The record is from RefSeq and is a predicted model, not a curated record. Lineage: Eukaryota; Metazoa; Chordata; Mammalia; Perissodactyla; Equidae.
UGUUUCUUUUUGUUUCCUCUAUUGAUGAAUGAACAUAAAUGAGGCAAACUCUAGGAAAAACUCACUUUUAAAAUUUUACCUUGACAUUCACGCCCUUCUCUCCAUAAAGGAACCACCAUGACUUGAUAGCUUAGAGAAAGGCCCAAGAGUCAUUUGCUGUAUGCUUAGGUGACCUUCAAACCGAGACUCCUUAUAUUUUUAAAUUUUUGUUCAAACUUUCUUAUGUAAAACUUAAGAACCUUACAAUUGAAAACUUUGCAUACUCUGAAUAUUUAUGAGGUAUUCAGAACUAUCCCAGGAUCAGAUGAUAUUUUGAAUACACUUCUUUAUUAGGUGUUACUAUUUUAUUCUACCAAGCUAGCUUAUCAGUAGAACGAAGUCUCUGGUGUAACUGAAGGAUUCUGGAAGACUAAGAGAGGUUGAUAAUUCCUUCACUGAUUUAAAGAAGUAUUUUUCCUUCCUGCCUGCCUUCCCGCCUUCCUUUCUUCCUGCCUCCCUUUCUCCCUUUCUCUCUCUCUGUGUCCCCCACCUUGUAUUUGGUAACAGAACCCCCUUUUGUUGCUGUCAUUGUGUGUUUUGUUUUCCCCACUUUAUUAACCAGGUAGAAGUAGGGAUGGUUUUGAUGAGCGGAGAAGAGAUUCAAGUGCUGUCCACUUGACCUCAGUCAUGCGUCAAAAGACAGUCUAUGACUCAUUGUCAUGGAAUUCUUGUCUACUUUUUAAGCCACUGCCAAGACUUACUUCAAACAUAGGUGGAGAGGUAGGACGGAGCCACGACGGCAGUUACGUGGGCAAACACUUCCGCAUGGGAUUCAUGACCAUGCCUGCUCCUCAGGACAGACUUCCCCAUCCUUGCUCCAGUGGCUUUACUGUGAGGUCACAGUCCCUGCACUCGGUCGGGGGCACAGAUGAUGACAGCAGCUGUGGCUCCCGGAGACAGCCACCGCCCAAGCCCAAGCGGGACCCCAGCACCAAGCUGAGCACGUCCUCGGAGACAGUCAACAGCACAGCCGCCAGUAAGAGUGGGAAAGCCCCCGAGCGGACUGAAGUGUCGGCCAAACCGAGACCCCAUAGUGAUGAGUAUUCAAAGAAGAUUCCUCCUCCAAAACCAAAACGGAACCCAAACACUCAGCUUAGCACAUCUUUCGAUGAAACGUAUAUCAAAAAGCACGGGCCCAGGAGGACGUCGCUCACGCGAGACUCUUCCCUCUCCCAGGUCAGCAGCCCAGCGGGGGACCCGGAGGAGGAGGAGCCGGUGUAUAUCGAGAUGGUGGGGAACAUUCUCAGAGACUUCAGGAAAGAGGAUGACGACCAGAGUGAGGCCGUCUAUGAGGAAAUGAAAUACCCCAUCUUUGACGAUUUAGGCCAAGAUUCAAAAUGUGACCUUGACCAUCACAGUUGUUCUUCGCAGUGUGCUACUCCCACGGUGCCUGACUUGGACUUCGCCAAGUCCUCAGUGCCAUGUACUCCAAAAGGUUUGCUUUGUGACAUCCCGCCGCCCUUUCCCAACCUGCUUUCUCAUAGACCCCCGCUGCUGGUGUUCCCGCCAGCUCCUGUGCAGUGUUCCCCCAAUUCCGAUGAGUCUCCGCUCACCCCACUGGAGGUCACAAAGCUUCCUGUGCUGGAAAACGUGUCUUAUAUGAAACAGCAGGCUGGAGCAUCUCCAUCCUCACUGCCCUCUCAUAUCCCUGGCCAUCCCAAACUGGAGAAAGACCAGACCGGAGCCCUAGGACCAGCUCCUGCUGCUUCUGUGCUCUCCUCGUCCCCUCCCCCGCCUUCCACUUUGUACCGAACGCAGUCUCCCCACGGCUACCCUAAAAGUCACUCGGCCUCCCCAUCACCUGUGAGCAUGGGGCGGUCCCUGACCCCGCUCAGUCUCAAAAGGCCUCCACCCUAUGAUGCUGUGCAUUCAGGCAGCCUCUCAAGGAGCUCUCCAUCAGUGCCUCAUUCCACCACCAGACCAGUGUCGCAAGAUGGGAGCAAGAUGGUCAACGCUGCGGUGAAUACCUAUGGGUCGGCUCCGAGCGGCUCCCGGUCCAGGACACCCACGAGUCCUCUGGAAGAACUAACCAGCCUCUUUACCUCAGGACGGAGCCUGCUGAGGAAGUCGGCCAGCGGCCGCCGUUCUAAAGAACCCGCUGAGAAAUCGACAGAGGAACUGAAAGUCCGAAGCCACAGCACGGAGCCAUUACCAAAGUUGGACAGCAAAGAGAGAGGGCAUCACGGGGCAUCUUCCUCCAGAGAGCCUAUCAAAGCUCAGGAAUGGGAUGGAACGCCAGGGCCACCUGUGGUCACCAGUAGACUGGGAAGAUGUUCUGUGAGCCCCACCUUGUUAGCAGGAAACCACAGCUCAGAACCGAAAGUAAGCUGCAAACUAGGCCGGUCUGCGUCCACAUCAGGUGUGCCCCCGCCAUCAGUUACUCCUCUCAGGCAAGCCAGUGACCUGCAACAGAGCCAGGUGGCAUGCAUGCAGUGGUUUCAUGGAGACCAUACAAUGCUUGAGAUGAUUGAGAAAAAACGUUGCUUGUGCAAAGAAAUAAAGGCUAGACAGAAAACGGAAAAGGGCCUUUGCAAACAGGAUAGCAUGCCUAUCCUACCCAGCUGGAAGAAGAAUGCAGGUGCAAAGAAGUGCAGCCCUCCACCCUAUUCCAAACAGCAAACGGUAUUUUGGGAUACGGCCAUAUGACUGUGUACAAGAUGGCGUGAGCUCCACCUUACUUAACACAAAGAGGGAGGUCAACUCGGUCACGUGAUAAGUAACUGUUAUGUAUCUUUUCUGUUGGAAUGGAAUGUCAGCACUUCCCUAGAAAACCCACGGGAAGCUGUGCCUAUUCGUGGCAAGUUCAAGAUAAAAAUGUAUAUUUCUUUGCAAUUGAGGCACAUUUAUUUAUCCCGGAUUAUUUUGAAUCCAGAAGAUAUUAUGAUGUAAAUAUUUUACUAGUUUAUGGGUGACACCUGAAAUAAUACACAUUAUAAGUAUAUAAAUUACAGAAAUAUCAAGAGUUUUACUAUAUGAUAUAAUUUCGGUAUUAACUGGUUUGUUAUCUCUUUUAUAUGUAAUCCCUUGAUGCCUUUUAUUAUUAAUUUUUGCAUUUAAAAUGUUUUUUUUCCCUCUGCCCACAUUUGGCUUCUGUACAAGAGCUCACAGCUGUAAAUCAUAUUCAAUCACAUAAUAUAUGAUCUGGUGCUAGUAAUGUAGAAGUCGAAUAUCAUAUUUGUUAAGAGCAUCUGUUGCUUUGUAAGGUUUUGAGGGUUUGACAGGAAAUGAAUGCAAAUGUGAUGCUUAACUUGGAUGUCCACCUUAUAUCAACACCAAUAUUUUUGCUACAUUGGCUUUAUAAGGAUUUCUCUUCAAUAUCAUCUUGUUUAUAUUAAGCAAUGGUUAGUCAGACUCCAGAGAAAGUUCUUAGGAUAUAUUUGGACAUCCCAGCAGAAAACAUUUCCUUC